CCUGUCCUUAUCUUUCCCUUUCGUCUCCAUGGAGAUUCACCGCCCAGGCUUGCCUGCAUCUCAGCCUCUGCCAGGGAUGCUGAGCUGGGCUUGGUUCAUCCCUCCUCCGAAGCCCUGGUACCCGCAACCCUGUCUCCUCCCCCUGGGGUGAAUCCACCCUCCUUUACAGUCUCUCUUUUUUUCUGACUGGCUCAUUUAUUCUCUGGCGCUGACAGCUAGGCAGAGCCACUAAGGAGCCCAUCCCCCUGCUCCACCCUCCACCUGCUCCUCUAGCUGUCCGUCCUACCGGGAAAAGCUCUCGGUGGGUUUCUUCUCUGAGCAUCGGACCCUCUGCCAUUCCAGCCUCUCAUGCCGAGACCCGUCCUGUCAGUCACUGCUUUUUGUCAUCGGCUUGGCAAACGGGAGAGCAAACGAAGCUUCAUGGGAAACAGCAGCAACAGUUGGUCCCAUGCAUCAUUCCCCAAGCUGGAGCUGGGUCUGGGACACCGUCCCUCCCCAACCCGGGAGCCGCCUACCUGCUCCAUCUGUCUGGAAAGGCUUCGAGAGCCCAUCUCGCUGGACUGUGGCCACGACUUCUGCAUCCGAUGCUUCAGCACACAUCGCAUCCCAGGCUGUGAGCUACCAUGCUGUCCUGAAUGCCGGAAAAUCUGUAAGCAAAGGAAGGGCCUCCGCAGUCUGGGGGAGAGGAUGAAGCUCCUACCACAGCGGCCACUGCCCCCUGCACUGCAGGAGACCUGUGCUGUGAGGGCAGAGCGCCUGCUGUUGGUACGAAUCAAUGCUUCUGGAGGCCUCAUCCUCAGGAUGGGUGCCAUAAACCGCUGCCUGAAGCAUCCACUGGCCAGGGACACACCUGUCUGCUUACUGGCUGUCCUGGGAGAGCAGCACUCAGGAAAGUCCUUCCUCUUGGACCACUUGCUCAGAGGUUUACCAGGCUUGGAAUCUGGUGACAGCGGCAGGCCCAGAGCAGAGGGGUCUCUGCCUGGGAUCAGAUGGGGUGCUAACGGCCUCACGAAGGGCAUCUGGAUGUGGAGUCACCCCUUCCUGCUGGGAAAGGAAGGGAAGAAGGUGGCUGUGUUCUUAGUGGACACAGGAGAUGUCAUGAGCCCAGAACUGAGCAAGGAGACAAGGGUCAAGCUCUGUGCUCUCACCAUGAUGCUCAGUUCCUACCAGAUCCUGAAUACCUCCCAAGAGCUGAAGGACACAGAUCUGGGCUAUCUAGAGAUGUUCGUUCAUGUGGCUGAGGUGAUGGGCAAACAUUAUGGGAUGGUACCAAUCCAGGUAAGAUAUCUAUUUCUAGUUUCAUCCAUCCCAACAUGCCAAUCCCGGCUGCCGGUGUCAGGACCCUUUCUCUUCCAGCAUCUGGAUCUCUUAGUCCGUGACUCUUCCCAUCACAAUAAGUCAGGGCAAGGGCACGUGGGUGACAUACUCCAGAAGCUGUCCGGCAAAUAUCCCAAAGUCCAGGAGCUGCUCCUAGGGAAACGGGCCCGCUGUUACCUCCUCCCUGCUCCUGAGAGGCAGUGGGUAAACAAAGACCAAGCCAGCCCAAGAGGCAAGGAUGACUUCUCCCACCAUUUCCGGGCCUACAUCUUGGAUGUGCUGAGCACAGCCCCUCAGCAUGCUAAGAGCCGCUGCCAAGGGUACUGGAGUGAGGGGCGAGCUGUGGCCAGGGGAGACAGACGCCUGCUCACAGGACAGCAGCUAGCACAGGAGAUCAAGAACCUCUCUGGCUGGAUGGGGAAGACUGGGCCCAGUUUCAGCUCUCCAGAUGAGAUGGCUGCUCAGCUUCAUGAUCUGAGGAAAGUGGAAGCCGCCAAGAAGGAGUUCGAGGAGUAUGUGAGACAGCAGGACAUAGCCACCAAGCGCAUCUUCUCUGCACUACGAGUCCUGCCCGACACUAUGAGGAACCUCCUCUCUACCCAGAAGGAUGCCAUCUUGGCCCGCCAUGGUGUGGCCCUGUUGUGCAAGGAGCGAGAGCAGACCUUGGAGGCCCUGGAAGCAGAGCUGCAGGCCGAAGCCAAGGCCUUCAUGGACUCCUACACAAUGCGCUUCUGUGGCCACCUGGCCGCGGUAGGGGGCGCUGUAGGUGCUGGGCUCAUGGGCCUGGCGGGGGGUGUGGUGGGCGCAGGCAUGGCUGCAGCAGCGUUGGCUGCUGAAGCUGGGAUGGUAGCAGCUGGGGCCGCGGUGGGGGCCACUGGGGCUGCCGUAGUCGGGGGUGGUGUGGGUGCUGGGCUGGCCGCUACUGUAGGCUGCAUGGAGAAAGAGGAAGAUGAGAGAGUUCAAGGAGGGGACCGAGAGCCCCUACUCCAGGAAGAAUAAUAGCUAGGAGAUGCUGACGCGUGAAAUACAUGAAAGGCAGGAGGAAGGGUGUGGACAUGCCAGGGACUCAGAAGAGACCUCGUAUAUACUGGCCUUGUUGAAUGCCCCAUGUCAAACACUGGCUGAGCUGGGGGUUUACGGUAGGUCCAGAAAUCUGAGGAGGGUUUCUGGCCACGAGGCUGUACUUAGAGUACAGCAGAUAGGGUGUAAAGCCUGUUUCUGGCUAUGGGUAAUUGCUACUCACUGGAAGCUAGGAUCUUCCACCACAUAAGGCUCCACCUCCCCUACCCAGCUCUAGUUUAUUUCCCUGGAGGGCCUGGGCUGGAAAUUUGCCCCUGGAUCCAGAACCUCGUCUGUUUUACAGUUGGGAUAGGGCCCAGCAUAACUGACUUUGGAGCUGGGGCUCCCUAACAGGGAGGAAAAAGGAGGGGCCUCAGGGCAGGGAUGGGAAUGAUAGACAGAGCUAUAACUCUGGAGUGCUGACUUGUUCCCAAAACUGCUCCAGAAGGCCAGACUUGGCCGGCCUCCCUGCUCUUCAGUUGGGUGUCCAGAUGCGUGUCCUGAACCGCCCUGUACCCCAGCCUCCUGCAGUCCUCCUAAGCCUGUGCCCUGUGCCAAGCCCUUUUGGAUGGAUCAACACAGAUUACAUGCCAAAGAACCACACCUCUGAUUGCAUUCUGUGCUAGAGCAGUCCGUGCCAGGUUCUGCCAAAGUGUGGUAAGGGAAAAUGUGCAGGAAAUGAACUCGGUCUUUAAACAUAAGCUUGAACUGUGGGGCCUCUGUGCCACACUGUAAAACCCCCUUGAUGCAGCUCUCUGAACAGCAAGCCCCCAGAGAGCUUGUGGACAGGGAGCCUCUCUCGGGGGAUGGAGAUUUCUAGAGAGACUUCUGGGCUAUUAAACUAUAAAGGAUGUUGGGCAUAUGACCCUUUAUUUUAUAUAAAAAAUAAAAUGUGUGCGUGUGAAUGGCAA
Mastomys coucha (southern multimammate mouse) is the source of this 3287-nucleotide messenger RNA. It is a transcript of the gene Rnf112, whose product is annotated as ring finger protein 112. Lineage: Eukaryota; Metazoa; Chordata; Mammalia; Rodentia; Muridae. The coding region runs from base 349 to 2316 and encodes 655 amino acids. Gene Ontology annotation, biological process: protein homooligomerization; endoplasmic reticulum organization. The record is from RefSeq and is a predicted model, not a curated record. Gene Ontology annotation, molecular function: GTP binding; metal ion binding; GTPase activity. The transcript is spliced from 13 exons.